CCCGACAAUUUAGUGCAGAUGCUGAACAACGAGCCAAGGAGAUCAAGAAACUUCAUGAAGAAGUUCGUGAGAAGCUACAACGUUAAACCAUUAGGUAUAAGGCUCAUCAUGACAAGCACCGAAAAAAGAGCAGAUGGUCCUUUUCAGAUAAUGGAGAAAAUCAAUGAUAAUGCCUACAAGAUCAAACUUCUAGUAUCGGCUCCUACGCCAUUAACUCUCAAGGGUUUGCUUUGGAUUGGGCGUGAGGUUUUACAAUGCACUUCUAGAAGCACUUUGGUGGCGGUAUUUCGACUCUUCAUUGGGAAAUUUGUUGUGGUUUACUUUGAUGAUAUCCUGAAAUGUUCAUUCCUCACUACAAGUGUGACAUUUCUUGGAUACAUCAUCACUGCUCAAGGUAUCAAGAUGGACCCCAGUAAGAUUGAUGCUAUUGUCAACUGGCCUACACCAACAUUGAUGCAUGAUGAUCAAAGCUUCCAUGGCCUGGCAUCUUUUUACCAGAGAUUUAUCAAGAAUUUUAGUUCUAUUGUUGCCCCAAUCACCGAUAGCCUUAAGGGUGACAAAUUUUCAUGGAGUGGCAAAGCCCAACAGAGUUUUGAAGAAUUAAAGAGGAAGCUCACUGAAACCUUUGUACUUGCACUUCCCAACUUUGACUUGAUGUUUGAAGUAGAUUGUGAUGCUUCUAAUGUUGGAAUUGGUGUAGUGUUAAGUCAAGAAGGUCGAUCCAUUGCCUUCUUUAGUGAAAAGUUGAAUGACACAAAGCUCAGAUAUUCCACCUAUGACAAAGAAUUCUAUGCAAUUGUUCCAACCUUAGAGCAUUGGAGUCAUUAUCUUCUUUCAAAAGAAUUCAUCUUGCACUCUGACCAUGAGGCAUUGAAGCACUUGAAUUCUCAACAGAAGAUCAGUCGUCAACAUGCUGCUUGGAGUGAAUUUCUACAAGCUUAUCCUUUCCUCCUCAAAUACAAAUCUGGAGUCCAGAAUCGUGUAGUUGAUGCUCUGAGUCGCCGACAUGCCUUGCUUACUUCCUUACAGAUGAAAGUUGCUAGAUUUGAAGUGAUCAAGGAGUUGUAUGAGGAUGAUCCUGAUUUUAGCAACAUUUGGCAAGCCACUUCUAAUCAAUCCUUUCAAGAGAUUGUGCGUGUACAUGGAGUUCCAAAGACCAUCACUUCAGAUAGAGAUGUGCAGUUCAUGAGUCAUUUUUGGAGGACUUUAUGGAGAAAGAUGGGCACUCAACUCCAUUCUAGUUCUACUAGCCAUCCCCAAACCGAUAGGCAAACUAAAGCUAUCAAUAAGAUUUUGGAGAAUAUACUACGAAGUUUUGUGGGAAAAAAAUUACGACAAUGGGAUCUUGUGCUUGCCCAAGCUGAGUUUGCCUACAACAACUCUUCGAAUCAAGUUACGGGAAAAUGCCCAUUUGAAGUAGUAUAUGGAGUGCGUCCUCUCAGUCCUUUAAAUCUUGCUCCAUUGCCCACAUCCCGACAAUUUAGUGCAGAUGCUAAACAACAAGCUAAGGAGAUCAAGAAACUUCAUGAAGAAGUUCGUGAGAAGCUACAACGUCAAACCAUUAAGUAUAAGGCUCAUCAUGACAAGCAUGAAAGAAGGUUGUGUAUAAAGAAGGAGAUUGGGUUUGGAUACACCUUCGAAAGGAAAGGUUUCCUAAUCGACCUAAUAUCAAACUCUCCCCUAGAGCAGAUGUUGACCUAUCUCCUUACUAUGAGGAUCAUGAGCAUUGAACUCAAACUUGAGGAUGAGUUUUCUCCAACCAAGGGAGAAUGCACCGGGGGAAAGCACCACGAAAGCACCACGACAAUGCACCACGACAAUGCACCAGGACAAUGCACCAGGAUUGCAAGUCUUACCAACCUAAGUGGUGAACCUAACAAUCAAAUUCAUCGUAGUGGAAUUCUAAAUUUCGCCAAAAUCGGUGUUUCGAUAUCGGCUCCUACGCCAUUAACUCUCAAGGGUUUGCUUUGGAUUGGGCGUGAGGUUUUACAAUGCACUUCUAGAAGCACUUUGGUGGCGGUAAGAAGGAAAUUGCCGCAACUUAGUGCCAAAUGGAGCGACAAGGCGUGGGCUUAAGGGCUUUUCCCUGAACUUUUCCAAAAAAGACAAGCUUGUAUGGUUUGUGGAUUGUCUAUAUACAAUAAUUUCGAUUUGGCUCAAUGAUAUGCACACAGCAAUCAGGAUUUCCCUCAAAUGGCUACUGUUGUUGUAGUGUAGGUUAAAAUCACUAUUACCUGCUGUUUUUGAAUUGAAGGGAAGCCUAACUUUUACAUGCAAAAUAGUUAAAUCCUCAUUAUAAGAAAACUAUGUCCUUGUUGUGAAACUAAAAUACCUGUUGUAUUGCGUGCUAUCAUGACUCUUCUUAUUGAUGACCCUUUUGCUGAUUUGCUCCCUCUUGUCCUUGUCGCACACCCUGCACCUUGAAUAAGUGUUCUUAAAUAUUGUUGAAUUUUGAGGCUCUUUUAAACACUUAUCCUUAUCUCUGGACAUACCUAUAUAUGUCUUUUUGCACAGGUGUGGAUAUUUAAAUGGAUGACUUGCUUCUGACAAAAUCGAGUUUGCAUCUGUUUGAUUAAUCGGAUGAUUGAGUAAGAAUGAAUCUUGGGUGGUGCUGAACAUGCUUAGGCAUAGUCAAACUAAGUCCAUAGGGCCCUUAAAUACCAUUCAUUGGUCUGAAUGACAUUAUAAACAUGAGACUAAGGGACUUGUCUAGUGUUUUAUACCAGCACUUAUCUUUAAUAUGGGUUUGGAGCGUCGAAUCUACUAUGAUGAAUUUGCAAUUUGUAUAAAUGCAUUGAAAUGAAGAGUGUUUCUGCUUUACUGUUUGACCUCUCUCUGUAUUGCUGGUUUCGAUUGUCAUAGUCUUGUCAAUUGAAAUUAGUAAUUCUUCACUUUUCUUUUUGCUAAUGCAAUGAACUUUCUCUUGUUCA
Messenger RNA from Rubroshorea leprosula, 2930 nucleotides. NCBI's taxonomy places the organism in Eukaryota, Viridiplantae, Streptophyta, Magnoliopsida, Malvales, Dipterocarpaceae. The record is from the annotation of a GenBank genome assembly.